Bombyx mandarina (wild silkworm) is the source of this 1324-nucleotide messenger RNA. RefSeq names its product serine protease inhibitor 5 (gene serpin-5). The record is from RefSeq and is a predicted model, not a curated record. Lineage: Eukaryota; Metazoa; Arthropoda; Insecta; Lepidoptera; Bombycidae. Gene Ontology annotation, molecular function: serine-type endopeptidase inhibitor activity.
UUCAGUAUCGCGCUGGACGUGAUCAGUGCAGGAUGUAUUCAAUCGCGUUCGUUCUUUUUUUCGUCGGCGCGUGUUAUUGUGAUGUCGAUUUCAGCGAGAGACCAAGGAAUUUUAGCAUUGAACUAUUGUACCACACGCAGACUCAGACUGAUGGGCACGUUGUGAUCUCGCCGUUUGGGAUAUGGACUUUGAUGACGGGAAUCGCUUUAGGAGCGUCCGGUAAUAGCUACAGGCAGCUGAGCAGAGCGUUUAUUUUGCCCAAAAAUCCGGCAACGCUGAUCGAAGGGUACAAAUCCCUGACGGACGUGGUGCUCGAUCAGACCGCGAACGGAGUAUCCCUGGUCAGUCGGAACUUUGUCUUCUUGGACAACGAUUUCACCUUGUUGCCGGCCUUCAGGACGACGCUCCAGAAGGAUUUCGGUGCUUCGAUUAAAGUGCUCGACUUCAGCGACCCGAAUUCGGCUCGAAUAGCCAACACCUACAUCGAAAAAUCCGGGGGACGCGUCUCGAACGUUCUGCGCUCUGACGACUUCCAAGAAUCAAGAUUGAUACUAACCAACGUGAUAUCCUUCAAAGGCCUUUGGGGAUUGCCGUUCAACAAAUCUGACACCGAACUGGAGCCCUUCUAUAAUGAAGACCGACUGGUAAUAGGCAGCGUAAACAUGAUGUACCAGAAGGGGCAGUUCCCGUUCUCAAACCUAAAGAAGCUUAAAGCCUUCGUACUGGAACUUCCUUACGGCACCGACGGAAAGUACUCGAUGCUGGUCAUACUCCCGCACCCGAGAACGAAGAUCGCAGACAUGUACAAGAACUUCGCAGAUGUCAAUCUCAAGGAUGUCUUCAAGCAGCUUCAGAAGGACGUAGACGAUUUCGGCUUGGAAGACGUCGACGUGAAACUACCAAGGUUCCAAAUCAGCACUAACGUCGUCCUAAAUAAGCCAUUAAACGAUAUGGGAGUGUACGACAUAUUCCAGCCAGACUUAGCCAACUUCCAGCGGAUCACAAAGGAGAAUAUAUUCGUGUCGGCCAUAGUGCAUAAAGCUGAUAUAGAGGUCACGGAAUCGGGAACAGUGGCCUCUGCGUCGACCGUGGCCACUCUUACCGAUAGGAUUUCGGCGCCCGCAUUCCACGCGAAUAGGCCCUUUGUUUACUUCGUAAUGGAGAAAACGACCACCACUGUGAUAUUUAGUGGUAUUUAUUCAAAACCGACUGUCUAUUGAUAUGUUUUUUUUUUUAAUUUUAAUAUCGCCCUAAGUACUAAGUCAUAAAGCUUAUAUUAGUUUUUUUUUUUUAAAUAAAUACUGAUCGAUUAAUUUUUUGUUAA